This is a messenger RNA of Penicillium angulare, 915 nucleotides long. Its product is annotated as putative transcription initiation factor TFIID subunit 13. Gene Ontology annotation, molecular function: protein heterodimerization activity. Gene Ontology annotation, biological process: transcription by RNA polymerase II; RNA polymerase II preinitiation complex assembly. The transcript is spliced from 2 exons. Lineage: Eukaryota; Fungi; Ascomycota; Eurotiomycetes; Eurotiales; Aspergillaceae. Gene Ontology annotation, cellular component: transcription factor TFIID complex. The record is from RefSeq and is a predicted model, not a curated record. Bases 1 to 915 code for a protein of 304 amino acids.
AUGUCCGCUGAAAGCACGGGCCACCCGAGAGUGCGUCUCCACCUGAGGAUGCCAUCUUCUCCUUCGAGCUCCAGGUUUACGCCAAAUUUGAGCCCACCUCCUAUUCGUAGCUCUUCAAUAAGCACAUCGAAUCUAUCGCGCCGCCCUAUAACAGGAUUAGCGGGUAACCCACUGUCGUCACCCUCGCUAUACAAUCUCAAGGACACCUUCCUUAUCUGCAACGGGUAUAAACCCGCCUGGACCCCGAAUACCAACCCUACAACUUCGACCCCGACACCGACCCCGACACCAGCGCCUUCGCCGACGCCGACGCCAAAUUCAUCAGAUUCAAAGAGCUUUAACAAACGUGCCCCUCGUACCCCCUUCAUGGCUGAGCCACGCGCCCGUGCCGCCCGGCACAAGGGCCAGAUGAACUUUUCAUCUGAACUCCGAUUUCUUCUACUUGCAUAUGGAGAUCCCAGUCCCCACCCAUCAUUCCCCUCCGAACCGCUCCCGGAGACAGUCCGCGUUCUCGACGAGAUUGUCACAGACUUCAUCCUCGAACUUUGCCACGGUGCUGCGCAGGUCGCGCACCAUGCUCGACGACAGAAGAUCAAAGUAGACGACUUCCGCUUUGCAUUGCGCCGGGAUCCCAAUAAGCUGGGCCGUGUACAAGAGCUAUUACGUAUGGAGCGUGAACUAAAGGAGGCGCGAAAGGCCUUCGAUCAAAAUGAUGAUCAGGUAGCCAAGGAUGCUGGUAAAAAGGGCACCAAUGCUCCUGGGGCCCCCACCGAGGAGGUGGAAGGUGGUGCUGAAUCAGUAGCUGGUGGUCCUGCGAAGAAGAACAAAGGUAAAGGCAAACGAGGUGCUACAACAAGAAGAGGGUCGGACGCUACCGAGGAAUCGGUUUCGAAAAAGAGGAAGACUAAUGGUUGA